UAGUAUCAUCAGCACCUCAGGAAUGCCUAUGUUAAGCUGAUAGCUUCAUGUUUAUAUUAUGGUAGAGACGGUAACUGUAGAGCUGUCCUCUCUAAAGGCUCUGUGUGCAGGAUCAGAGGCUGGAAGACUUUACAGUACUAAAAUGAUGAGAGUAUUUUUACGUGCCAAAGUGAAGGACUUUAACACAUGGGGUAUAGAGUUCCUGGUUGGUCAGUUAUAUGAUCAAAGUCGAAGUGUUGCCAUGACAGCCCUAACAAUACUGGAUGAGGCUUGUGAAGUAAAGGAAAAUUUGGAAUCUGUGGUAAAGAUGAAGCCAUCAUUUUUGCACCUCGGAGAGAAAGGCGUGAUGAUACUGUGUCGCUACAUGUCCACACCUGCAGGCUUCAAGUUCUUAACUGAUGCAAACUAUACUCUUAAUGAACUGAAGAAAUGGCAUUCUACAUUUAAUACCCGGUAUGUUCAUAUGGUUGAAGAAUUGUUGAAUGAAGCUUUGACCACAUAUGAAAAAACUUAUGAGGGGUCCUACACCAGGAGAUCUAGUAAAAGGAGACAGAGGAAAGAUGUAUUUGUGCCAACACAUCUAUAUGGAGAACUUGUUCAGCAUAAAGACAGUUUUAAUCUUCUUAGACAACAGACAUACAUAGAUGACUAUUUUGAGUGUAUCAGAUGUCAGGAGUUGAAAACUGAAGACGAUAUAUUACACCUGAAGACAGCACUUUGGGCUGUGGGUCACAUCAGUAUGUCAUCAUGGGGUGUAUCAUGGCUACAGGAAGAAAAAAUAGUUCCUGAGAUAAUACGUUUAGCAGAGGAAAGUGCUAUCUAUUCAAUCAGAGGGACAUGUAUAUUUAUUCUGGGAAUGGUAUCAAGUACAAGGGAAGGAGCAGAAGUGCUAUCUCAAUAUGGGUGGGAGUCACGGUGGAACACAAGAGCUGAACGCUGGCCUCUUGUAGAGGAUAGGUCUCUGUUACUUGAAGACUCCAUGGAAGAUAUGCCAACAGAAGCUGGAUUUAGCAUUGGUAAUAACAGACUGGAACUAGGCAGCCCUGUGAGCAAUCUAGAUUAUAUUGCUGAAGAGCACUUUCAUUCGAGAAAACCAGGAAAAUCUUUUAAUAGUAAAACUGAUGACGAUGAUGUUGACAGUGAAUCUGGGAUACAUAUUCCUGAUGUAAAAUCUCAUGGACUUGCAAAUAGUCCUGAGCUAACAAGGCAAGGAAUUCGGCUUAAAAGUCAAACACUACCUUUACCAGGGCAUAGUGGUUCUAAACAUCACUUUCCAUUUAGGUCACAUACAUUUAGAAGCAUAGCUUUACCCCAGUUUAUAAAAGACCGUACAAAAAGUUUUGAGCACAUAUCAAAUCAACAUAAAGACUUUCGAAUUUCGCAUGAACACAGGAGCCACAGUUUUCAUUUUCAUUUGAAAAGCAGGCACAAAGGUGACUCCCAUAAACAUAAAAGUGAAUCACAAAAUGAAAAAUCUGUGAUAAACAAUAACAAUAGUAUAAAAAGCAUAGAUGCAGCUCCUCGUAGAAGCUCUUCAAUGAGACAUGUGAAGGAGGAGAGUUCACACAUACGUCCAAGAUCUUCUUCUGAAUACUCUUCCACUCAUACAAGUGCUAAACAAUCUAGUAGUGUUGAACAUAUGCAUAAAACAAAACCAGACAAUAAAGCAGAAUCUUCACAGAAAGAUGUUGUUCUUAAGAUUGUGGAGCCAGGUGAUGAUGGCUAUAAAGCUGAAGAUGCUAAACCAGAAGAUAAAAAAACAGUAACAGACCGUGUAGAAGCAGGUAGAAGUAUCAGAAUUAGUGUCACAGACACCGAUUCCGAAUCUCCCGACGCUGAACUGAAUAAUCAAAACCAAUUUGAACAAAAUAAAACCAUUGAAAGUAGUGAUAAAACACAUGGAAAUGAAAGUCAUGUGGUGCUUGACAGUACAGAAAAUGUGUGUGAACAAAGCUCAAAUGAUGAUGGGACAGCUGAUGGAGGUGCUAGUAAAAAAUCAGAUGUUGAAAAAGAUGAAAGGUGUUUUAGAAAAAUCAGUAUUAUGAAAGAGGAACGUAGCAGUAGUAGUGACAGUUCCAAAACUAGUAAAAGUCGAACAGAAAGUUUUACUACAGACUCUACUACCAGUGGUGUUGGAUCGUACGACUCUGGCCACCAUGGAGUAAUUGAGUUCCCCUCGUUAAGUCCAAUAGCAAGUUCAAACUCUCUUGAAACAAUGGAUGUGCAAUUACGCCAUAAAGAAAAGAAAGAACUUAAAGAUAAUGCUCAUCAUUCAUCUUUCUUACGUAGAAUGUCAAAUCUUACACGUGUUCCGAGUAUAAGAAGACAAUCUAGUCCAGGUGUUGGCCUUAUGCCAACUUCUAAAUAUUUUGACUUCUCAGAAAAUGCCAUAAUGUACACUACAGCUCGUGAUGCUAUUGGUUAUGCGACUUUACGUAACUUAAUGAAGACUCGGACAAUAAGUUCCGAUGUAGAGUCAGAUUAUGGAUUAAAUUCACUCUAUGAUAACAUGGGAAGUAUGACUAGUAUUAAUAGGAGACCCAGUAUAGACAGUACUAUAACACCAGGGAGACCUUCCAGUCUUAUGUUUAAUAUGAGUGGUUUAUCCCUCAGUGAAAUGGAUAAUCCAAAUCAUACUACCAAAGCUAGUUUAUAUCAGCAUAGGCCUCAUACAGGGAAAGCUGAGUUUAUGGGAAUCACACUUCCUGUUGAUAUCAAUAUGAUAUUUGAGGUACAUGAAGGAGAAGAUAGACGGACAGAAUCAUUUCUAGGAUCUGGUAUAUCACGACAAGCGUCUGUGGUGAGCCAGUCUUCUAUGUCAAAACAGAAUUCAUUUUCUGAACAAUUAGAGGGAAGGAUUGCUAGAUCAGAGAGUGGGACAGAAUACUCGGACAGACUGGAGUUGGAAAGUCGUGGGAUUCGGUCACGAUCUGGUUCAACAGUAGCACCAACCCCCUUGUCUAGUACCCAUAAUGUAGAUGUUUGUAUACAAUGUCGAGGUAUACGUCAGGAAGCUGUUAUACAUCCUAUAGAUGAGUCUGAAGUAACAACUGACACAUCAGCUACAGGUGUUAAAUCUAGUCACCAUGGUAAUAGAAAUCGGACUGGUAGUAUAACUGCUGGCAUUGAGACAUCCAGUAGCUUGACCAGUGCAUCAGAUUCUUCUACAGGAAAGAAAAUUUCAUUUGAUACGGCAAUUGGUCGGACAAUGGUAAGGAAGGAGAUUAUACAGCUGGUCAUUAACUUGUCCAGUUCUGUCGGAGUGAAGGGUGCAGAACAAGGUCUACUAAGCUUGAAACAGAAGUUUCCAAAGGCAUUCCAGGACUUGUGCUUUUACUCAGAAGUUUCAUUCAUGCUUGGUACAUGUUCAUUUCGGCUGACAGCAAGACGAUUUAUACAAGAACUGUUUGAUGAAAUUGACAGAUCAAAGCUGAUUGAAGAAGCUCACAAUAUCCUAGGUGUGGAGGAUUCGCCAGAGAAACCUGUUGUACUGGACCGCAGCGUGCCCGAGGAUUUUGAUGGUUUUGAAGAUUUUUCCUGACAUGAGCUCUCGUUUAGGAAUUCUUUAAAUUGUCUUCAACACAUGUUUAAUUUUUCAUGUACAACAAGAAAAGAAUAACAUUAACCUGCUUGAACAUUAAGUGAGUAGCUAAGAUAGCAUGCAUUUCCAUGCAGUCUGACCAGGCUUUAUACUCAGUAUAUUGUUGGUAGCUCAAUUUUUGUAUUUUCGUAUUGACAUCCCCUAAACUAUGAAUAAAAUGUUCCAAAUUCAAAGGUAGAAAACUCCAGUGUUCCAAAUUCAAAGGUAGGCAACUCCAGUGUUCCAAAUUCAAAGGUAGGCAACUACAUUAUACAGAUUCAACAGGUUAUGGUUUAUACUGUGUUCUUUGAUUAAAAAAAAAGUGUGUUUCCUUGAUAAUAAUAUGUUUAAUGUAAAUUGAUUCAUGGAAUAUUAGACAUUAAAGUUAAUUAUAAAUCUAAAUAAAAUUGACCAAAGUUUCUUGUCAUAAAUGUUUGUACAAUGAGACAUUGAUAUUUUAAUUACUUUUGUUCCAUUUUCCAUUAAAUAUCAUUUACAAUGUAUACUUUCCAUCUUUUUAUUUUGUUCUUGUCAUUUGUAUAUUUCUUGUAUUCCUCUGCGACAAGUUUAUACAAAAGAUUAUGGUAUGGUGAUAUGACAUUUACUGUUUGUUGUGUAUUUUGAUGUUCAAAUUAUUAAGAUUUUAAUCAGAUAAAUACUAAAAGGUUUUGUGAAAUAUAAUCAUCUGUGAAUAUGAAUGUACAUUUGUAUUCAUUUUUUAAAUUGCUCGAAUGGUAUGAUUUAGUGUUUGCUUUAAGAUAUUUUUGUUAUUUGAUACUAACAAAUGCUCCACAAAAUGUUAAAAACUGAGCUACAUCUGAAUUCUGUAUUUAUAUAUUGUUGUUGAGACUUGUACACAAUCUGUCAGUGGUGUUUGAUUUUGCUAUCUCUUAUUUAUGUUACCCAGUUUGUAUAUCUUAUGUUUAGUUUUAAGGAAAAAUUUAUAAUAAAGACUGGAAAUUCAAUGCAAAAUAAUGGUUAGUUCUUAGCUGAUGUUUAUGACACUAAAUGUUUAACAUAAAUAGUUUGUAAUUAAAGUUAAAUGUGAUAAAUUGUAUAAUUUCCUUUCAUUCAGUGUUGUAAGACAGAGGUUCAUUGUAUUUUAGUGCCAACUGUUCUGAUGCAGCCAUUUUCAUACGCCCAAAUACCUUCGGGACAUAUCAUGGUAUGGCGAUGUUCGUCCAUCUGUAUACUCUACCAAAAAGAAAAAGGGGGCCAUCUAACCAUUUAACUGUAAACUGAACAACAGAGAACAAUAUAUUAAAUUCUAUAACAAUAGAAAGGGCUAAUGGCCUUCUAUUAAACAGAAGAAAAUAACAAAAGAAAUGGCCUGUUAUUCGAAUUCGGUUGCAAGUCUGUGUACAAACAAUUGGUUUUCUCAGCAUAUUUUUUCAGUGACUGUGUUCAUAUUUGACAUGUAAGUAAAUGUAUGUUUAUUCAAAACUCAGGUCAAGUUUGAUUUUGGUGGCAAUCAACUCAUUAUUAAUAGUUAUGUCCCCCUCUAAGCAAUUUUUCAGUGAAAUUAUUUGUAGAAUAACAAAAACUUUUGAAGGAUUUCAUUUAUUGUGUUAAUAUUUAACUUGUUUGUUAUAUUAAAACAUAAGUCAAGUUCCAUAACUGUUGCAAACAACUCAUUUUCAAUAGAGUUAUGCUCCUUUUUAAGCAGUUUUUAAAGGGAAUGGUUACAACAAAAUAACAUAAGGAUUUCAAAUAUUCUGUUUAUAUUUGGAAUGCAAGUACAUGUAUAUUAUACCUAAACAAAAGAAAUGUUAAAUUUUCAUUUCCAUGAACUCCUGAUUGAAAGAGUUAUGCCCCUUUUCCAGCAAAUUUUCUGGGAAAUUACUGGUUUAUACAUGUAUCAAGUAUGUAAUAUAAGAUCCACAUUUCAUGUCUGAAUUCCUCUGCAAUCAGCUAAUUGCAAUCUAAAUUUGAUUGAUUUCUUUUUAACAAAAUAAUAUUAAUCUGUAAUUUUGAAUUAUCUUCUAUUACUAAUAUGUUAACUUAUAACCUAGAAAAAAAUUAUACGGUAUUUUUCUUUUACAUUUGAUGGAAAAGUAAUAAUCUGGGCCAUUAACAACUAUAAAUUUUUCUAUUUUUAGCUCACCUGUCACAAAGUGACAGGGUGAGCUUUUGUGAUCGCUUUUCGUCCGGCGUCCGGCCAUCGUCUGUCGUCCGUCCGUAAACUUUUACUUUAAAUGACAUCUCCUCAUAAACCACUAAGCCAAUUUCAUCCAAACUUCACAGGAAUGUUCCUUUGGUGGUCACCUUUAAAAAAUGUUCAAAGAAUUUAAUUCCAUGCAGAACUCUGGUUGCCAUGGCAACCGAAAGAAAAAACUUUAAAUAUCUUUAAAAAACCAUAAAAGCUAGAGCUUAGAUAUUUGGCAUGAAACAUCUUCUAGUGAGUGUCUACCAAGUUUGUUCAAAUAAAAGCCCUGGGGUCAAAAUUGGCCCCGCCCCGGGGGGUCAUUGAUUUUCCCUAUAUGCAUAUAGUAAAAACUUAAAAAAUCUUUUUUUAAAGAACCCAAAGAGCUAGAGCUAAGAUAUUUAGCAUGAAAUAUGUUCUAAUGGGUGUUUACCAAGUUUGUUCAAAUAAAAGCCCUGGGGUCAAAAUUGGCCCCGCCCCGGGGGGUCAUUGAUUUUCCCUAUAUGCAUAUAGUAAAAACUUAAAAAAUCUUCUUUUAAAGAACUCAAAGAGCUAUGGCUAAGAUAUUGAGCAUCAAACAUGUUCUAAUAGGUGUCUACCAAGUUUGUUCAAAUAAAAGCCCUGGGGUCAAAAUUGGCCCCGCCCCAGGGGGUCAUUGAUUUUCCCUAUAUGCAUAUAGUAAAAACUUAAAAAAUCUUCUUUUGAAGAACCAAAAGAGUUAGAGCUAACAUAUUUAGCAUGAAACAUGUUCUAAUAAGUGUCUACCAAGUUUGUUCAAAUAAAAGCCCUGGGGGUCAAAAUUGGCCCCGCCCCGGGGGGUCAUUGAUUUUCCCUAUAUGCAUAUAGUAAAAACUUAAAAAAUCUUCUUUUAAAGAACUCAAAGAGCUAUGGCUAAGAUAUUUAGCAUCAAACAUGUUCUAAUAGGUGUCUACCAAGUUUGUUCAAAUAAAAGCCCUGGGGUCAAAAUUGGCACCGCCCCGGGGUCAUUGAUUUUCUUUAUAUGUGUAUAGCAAAAACUUAAAAAAUCUUCUUUGAAAAAACCCAAAUAGCUAGAGUUAAGAUAUUAAGCAUGAAACAUCUUUUAGUGAGUGUCUACAAAGUUUGUUCAAAUAAAAGACCUGGGGUCAAAAUUGGCCCCGCCCCGGGGGGUCAUUGAUUUUCUUUAUAUGUGUAUAGCAAAAACUUAAAAUCUUCUUUGAAAAUACCCAAAUAGCUAGAGUUUAGAUAUUAAGCAUGAAACAUCUUCUAGUAAGUGUCUACAAAGUUUGUUCAAAUAAAAACCCUGGCCUGGUCCCAGGGGUGUCAUUGUUUUUAACUAUAUGUGUAUAGUAAAAACUUAAAAAAAAUCUUCUUUUAAAAAGCCCAAUGAGCUAGAGCUUAGAUGUUUAGCAUGAAACAUCUUCUUAUGGGUGUCUACCAAGUUUGUGCAAAUAAAAGCCCUUGGGUUAAAUUGGCCCUGCAACGUUGGGGGUGGGGGUUGGGGGGACCUAUAUACAGGUGAGCGACCUCAGGGCCAUCAUGGCCCUCUUUUCUUUAAGGUGCAAUUUUGUUCAACAUACCUUAUUAUAAAUUUGGCAUCGGGCAUAUAUUGCCCGGCCUCAGCGAAGGUCUUGUAUUCUGGUAGUGUGUGAUGAGAUUUUAUAUUUAUUUAAUCAAACUGUAAAGCAUGUUCAGAGUCAUGUGCAAUAUUGAUGUUGUGUAAUAGAUGCAUGAGAAAUGUGUGUAUAUAACAGUUUUUUAUCAAUUGUACAUAGCAGUAUAGAUCUAUAUGAGCCGCGUCAUGACAAAACCAACCUAAUACGUUUGCGACCAGCAUGGAUCCAGACCAGCCUGCGCAUCCGCGCAGUCUGAUCAGGAUCCAUGCUGUUUGCUUUCAGUUUCUCUACUUGUAAUAGGGUUUGUAGACGAACAGCAUGGAUUUAUGCUGGUCGCAAACGCACUAUGUUGGUUUUGUCAUUACGCAGCUCAAUUAUUAUGUUCAUUUUUAUUGUGUGGCAUUCUUAAUUAUGCCAAAUGAAUGUUAAAUUUUUACAAUUAUGGUGUAAUGUUGCUUUUUGUUUUGAAGCAAAGUUGUUGAUUGUAUGUUUUCUUUUAGAUACACUAUUGUUAUCUUUAUAUAUACAGAGAUAUAUAUGUAUAUAGUAAUAAUUUGUUGUUAAACAAACAUAUGUACAUACAUAUGUAUAAAUUAAUUUUAUCUAUUAUGAUGAAGAAUUCGUAUGACAUUGAACAAUAAAGGAAUGGUAUAUAUUGAAAGUGUUCUCAUAUAUGUUUUGUCUGUUUAUUUUGUAAAGCCUAAAAAAAGCCUAAAGGCAUAUUAUGGUGUAAGUUUUUUGUCUUGUCCUCAAACAAUAUUUUUUGAGUUAAUUUCAUCAUUGUUAACACAGGAAAUUAUCUGAUAUACUUAAUUAUCCUUAUUGUUCAUUACAUGAAGUUUGCAGUGCAACAUGAUUUUGAGGCAUUUACUUUGCUGAUAAAUUUACAUUAAGCUCCUCUAAAACAUCUAACCAUCAUAGAUAUACAAGUAUAUACCAAGGUUGUUCAGUAAUUACAUAUAUAUUAUGAAAUAAAAUUUCAUCACUAAACAUUACAAAUAUUCUUCUAACAAUAUCAUGUCUGAGAGUCAUAUUUGAAGUAGAUGUCAGUACUUACGAGAGAGACAAUAUCCCAGAUGCAUAAUUUAACAAUCUAAUAAAUGAAUUAACAGAGGCUACUUUCUUUAAUUGUUAUUCUAUAAGUAAACAAAAUUCAAACUAAACCAUUCACAUCUCUAGUGUUUUAGGUAAGGCUGGCUCAUAUUGAUCCAAUACCAAUGCCUGCUUACAAAUAGUCCUACAGCCAUUGUAUGCUAGGGUUUUCUAUUAUUAACAACUGCAAAAUCUAUAUUGUUCCACAUAAAUGUCGAAAUAUAACCAUAUAAGAAGAAUUCAUAUUCCGACAAAUGGUAAUGAACAAUUUGAACUUAUUUACAGGAUCAUUUUAUAAUUUUACUGUUCAUUUCAAGGAGUAAUGCCGUGGUACAAUAGAUGCAUAUAAGGACAUGUGACAGCAAAACAGUGGCCUUGGAAAAUAAUCAUUUUUACAUAUGGACAAAAAAAACAGAGUUUGUAAAUUAAUCUUUUAUAAAAUGUGAAGCUUUGCUAGGGCUGUUUGGGAUAUUCAAAAAUAAUUUGUGUCGGAUAUAAUUUUGGCAUUUCUUUGUACUUUGAUAAAACCUGAUUACAUUUGACAGUUACUUAUGGACACAUAUAUUACCUUGUUUAUUGGUUGAAAGGUGCAAAUACAAGUACAUAUUUAUUAAUGAUUCAUAUAUUAUGAGGAGGAUUUGUUGUUUUUUAGGAAAAAAAGACAAAAUAUAUAUAUAAUUAUAUAUUUUUUUAUUUAUUUAUUUUUUGCUUUCAAGAUAUUCCCAUCAUCAAGAGUCUUUGUCUAUCCAUGUUUAUGCAUUUAUGUUCUGUAGGAUAAAAAAAUUGGAGACAUUUUUCUAUACCCAGCUGUUAUACCCUUCAGUUAAAAUUGUUAUAAAGGUUUAAUGAAAUGAUAUUGUCUGCCCUGUCCAGAUGCAUGUCUAACAACUGGUUAGUCAAAUUUUGAUGCAACUUCGCAUGCAUGUAUAAAAGGCUAUUAGACUUCUAAAAUGGCAUUGAAAUCCACUCUUUAGCAUUGAGGUAUGGCAUCUUUUACUUUAUUAUAUAGUUAAGAAAGACUGCACAACAUUUCACAAUGUCUUAAUAAUGUGUUGUCAUUAUAUCUCAAAGAAAUGUCAUAUAUUGGUAAGAUAUAUUCUGCUUCACAUUACUAUAGUGUGUGGAUUUGGUGUUAAAGAUAUAAAAUUCAUUUUCACUCUAAUUCUUAGGUAAUUAAUACUAAGGAGCUUUAAUCCUGUGAUUUGUAUCAUAUGUUAAGGGAGAUCAUUUCAUUGAAUUUGUUUUAUUUUGUUCUUUUAAUUCUAUGUACAUUGUACAUACGAAAGAGAAAAUUGUGUAGGAAGUAUAUGUGUGUUAUUUUCUUAACUUAAUCAGACCUGUUGUUAGCUCAUACAUGUAUAAGCAUUAUGUCGCUCCAGGGUCAGUCAGCUGUCUGUUGUCCUCAGUUUGGUUGUCCUUAGUUUGGUUGGUAACAAUACUUGGCUUCAGUAUGUCUUGAAUAGUUUGAACAUUGGUCAUCUGGAAUCAAAACCGGGUUUUAAUGUUGGCCAUCUUGGUGUAAUAAAUACAUGAAGGUCACCCAGUCAGAUCAAAUGAAAAUGUUGUUAAAAGUUACUUACAAAACUCAACACAAGUGAUGUUUGUGUGAAAACUAAAUUAAGUUUUCCUAAAAUUAAUAAAUUCAGGGUAAAGGAAAGUCAUUGUUGAAAUUCGUUAUUUAGUUGAAGUUAAAUAAUAGAACAUUUAUUACAUUUGAUCAAAAACUAGGUUACUGGCUUAGACUAAAGGAAAGUCUCUGUGUUCCCCAUAAAGGUUCACACCUUUAAUAUGAGCUUGAAAUUUUAAGAAGUUACUCAGGUGAGCGAUAAUAGGCCUUUGAUGGCUUUCUUGUUUUAAAAAUAUGAUCACCAGUAAACUUGAAAUAAAAAUAAAAGAAAUGUUUAAAGA
Ruditapes philippinarum (Manila clam) is the source of this 10318-nucleotide messenger RNA. Its product is annotated as rapamycin-insensitive companion of mTOR-like. The record is from RefSeq and is a predicted model, not a curated record. The transcript has 15 exons. NCBI's taxonomy places the organism in Eukaryota, Metazoa, Mollusca, Bivalvia, Venerida, Veneridae. Bases 59 to 3541 code for a protein of 1160 amino acids. Gene Ontology annotation, molecular function: protein serine/threonine kinase activator activity. Gene Ontology annotation, biological process: positive regulation of phosphatidylinositol 3-kinase/protein kinase B signal transduction; TORC2 signaling. Gene Ontology annotation, cellular component: TORC2 complex.